GCGCUAUAUGGUAGGGUCAGUUAGUUUAUAGUUUUCCACCUUGGUAGACUUUAAAUCUGCUAGCCAUGUAUAAGAUUGUUUCACUUCUGGUUGUCCUUAGUGUCGCGUAUGGUCAAGACCAUUACAAUCACAAUGAUCCACGUAAUGCCGCAAUUCUCAGUGAGCAGCGUUAUUUAAGUGGCGAUGGUUCAUUUGGUGCGCAAUACACUCAAGAAGAUGGAGUACAAUUUAAAGAAGAAAGUCUUCCUGAUGGCAGUAGACGCGGUUCAUACUCGUACAUCGAUCCAAGUGGGCAAAAGAAAACUGUAAUGUAUACCGCAGGAAAACAUGGCUUCCAAGCUACAGGAGAUCACAUCCCUCAAGCACCAGCAACCGAACUUCCCGUCGCACCCAAGCCCCAAUACCAACCCCUUCCGCAAUAUAAUCCUCCCCAAAACGAUUACCACGCACAACCCCAACACCGGCCCCAAUACAACUCCCAACCGCAAUAUUACCAGCAACCACAACAGCACCAACAACCACAAUACAACCAAGAACCCCAAUAUAAUCCCCAACCCCAAUAUAAUCCUCAACAACAUCAGCAUUAUCAACCUACCCCCGCUCCGCAACAAUAUUACGAGACGACACCGCAACCGCACAGGUUUUACCCUCCGGGUAAAUUGUCACUAAACAGAUCUCCCGAUGGUUUCAGUUACUCCUUUAAUAAAUCGUGAUAUUUAUGUUUAACUUUUUCCUGUGUGUAAAUUAUUAAUAAAUAAUUUUUAAGGUCUUCUCAAGUUA
This is a messenger RNA of Photinus pyralis (common eastern firefly), 780 nucleotides long. RefSeq names its product global transcription regulator sge1-like. The transcript has 2 exons. Bases 66 to 713 code for a protein of 215 amino acids. NCBI's taxonomy places the organism in Eukaryota, Metazoa, Arthropoda, Insecta, Coleoptera, Lampyridae. Gene Ontology annotation, molecular function: structural constituent of chitin-based larval cuticle. The record is from RefSeq and is a predicted model, not a curated record. Gene Ontology annotation, cellular component: chitin-based extracellular matrix.